This is a messenger RNA of Notodromas monacha, 2325 nucleotides long. NCBI's taxonomy places the organism in Eukaryota, Metazoa, Arthropoda, Ostracoda, Podocopida, Cyprididae. The record is from the annotation of a GenBank genome assembly.
UAUUUCAGGCCAUCGCCAUCAAGAUUAUUUCAUUUCGCUGGAACUCGAUCAUUGCGGUGCGCGCGCGGCAAGAUUUUCGAACCAUGGUUUAUCCGCAUUCGUGAUCCUUUUUCAUUUUAUUUUAUUUUUCCGCGGGGGAACGUGGUUGCUGGUGAUAUUUCGAGCCUCCACUAUAUUAAAGAAAGAAUAAUCCCGCGAGAGUUCGGAAAGGAGGAAAGAGGCUCUCUCUCUCUCUCUAUCUAUCUAUCUAUCGCCAUUAUGCAGUCGACAUACGUGCACAUGAUGCUGGAUCGGCAGAAGGAUGAACAGCGCCGAUGGGAGAAGUACAAGCGUCAAAAGCUGCGCCAGCCAAAGGUCGUCACGUUUGCCGACCGCGUCAAAGCCUUCCUUCGCCGACUAGCGGCGUUCCUUUUCACGCAAGUAGGCGUAUGUGCCCUCGUCGUGGGCUACACCAUCGUCGGCGCCUUUGUCUUCUGCGCCAUUGAGGAAGAACGCGGAGUUCAGCAGGCGCAGGAAGUGCGAAAACUGAGAUCCGAAUGCGCGGAACGACUAUGGAACGUCACCUUGCACCUCAACAUUCUUCAUAAACAACAAUGGGAACGAGACGUGAACCACUUCCUCUCUGACUACCAAAAGGGACUGGUGAAGAUCAUCAAGCAGGGCUACGAUGGUAAACUGGAUGCCAAGUGGACCUUCCCUUCCGCACUCAUGUAUUCGCUGACUGUUUACACGACGAUCGGUUACGGAAACGUGACACCGAAAACACCGGGAGGGAAAAUCGUGACGAUCAUGUACGCGUUGAUCGGGAUUCCGUUGAUGUUGCUUUACAUGACGAAUGUCGGCGAUUUCCUCGGCUCGAGCUUCAAAUAUUUGUAUUCCAAGUACAGCUCUUUGUGCAAGUGUGAAGUGACUGCGAAACGGAGUAGCAGCAGAGAGAGUACCAGUGCCGGAGCCCGAACCACAAACAACAACUUGACAGCGAUAAGCGCUAAAUCUGCAUCACCCGCCACUACGAAUCCAAACACGGCGGAACAAGAACGGAUCGAACGUGCCAAAUUCCUCGCGAAACACAAACCAGUUCUCGUGCCCGCAUCGGCUUGUUUGACAGUCAUGUUCUCCUACGUGAUCGUCGGCGCCCUCGUGUUCGGCGCCUGGGAGAAAUGGGGCUUCAUCGACGGCUCCUACUUUUGCUUCGUCAGUUUGCUGACCAUUGGGUUCGGGGACCUGGUACCCGGGCAAGCCGUGAAGGAGUACACGGACAACACGUCGCAAUACAAACUGAUCGUGUGCGUGUUUUACCUGCUGAUCGGGAUGUCGCUCAUUGCCAUUAAUGAAAGAUCCUCUUUUUCCAAAAAUAAGCUUUUCAUUUGUUUAUUAUUCAUNAACAUUCUUCAUAAACAACAAUGGGAACGAGACGUGAACCACUUCCUCUCUGACUACCAAAAGGGACUGGUGAAGAUCAUCAAGCAGGGCUACGAUGGUAAACUGGAUGCCAAGUGGACCUUCCCUUCCGCACUCAUGUAUUCGCUGACUGUGUACACGACGAUCGGUUACGGAAACGUGACACCGAAAACACCGGGAGGGAAAAUCGUGACGAUCAUGUACGCGUUGAUCGGGAUUCCGUUGAUGUUGCUUUACAUGACGAAUGUCGGCGAUUUCCUCGGCUCGAGCUUCAAAUAUUUGUAUUCCAAGUACAGCUCUUUGUGCAAGUGUGAAGUGACUGCGAAACGGAGUAGCAGCAGAGAGAGCACCAGUGCCGGAGCCCGAACCACAAACAACAACUUGACAGCGAUAAGCGCUAAAUCUGCAUCACCCGCCACUACGAAUCCAAACACGGCGGAACAAGAACGGAUCGAACGUGCCAAAUUCCUCGCGAAACACAAACCAGUUCUCGUGCCCGCAUCGGCUUGUUUGACAGUCAUGUUCUCCUACGUGAUCGUCGGCGCCCUCGUGUUCGGCGCCUGGGAGAAAUGGGGCUUCAUCGACGGCUCCUACUUUUGCUUCGUCAGUUUGCUGACCAUUGGGUUCGGGGACCUGGUACCCGGGCAAGCCGUGAAGGAGUACACGGACAACACGUCGCAAUACAAACUGAUCGUGUGCGUGUUCUACCUGCUGAUCGGGAUGUCGCUCAUUGCCAUGUGUUUCAAUCUCAUGCAAGAAGAGGCCAUUCACAAGAUCCGAAAUUUCGCUUAUAGGAUCGGCCUAUUGCGAGCCAAAGUUGGUUCCCUAAAAGUUGCGUUGGAAUCUCCUCGCAUUUGGUCCGCCGCUCCAGCAGCAGCAGCAGCGACAGACGCACAGCAGCUCGGCGGAAUAAACGUGCUUUGA